UUUACGAGAUGUCGGCCUCUUCCGUCGCCGCCAUUGCUGUAUGAUGUAUUCGGCGAGCGCCAAAAUCGUGAAGCCACAAGGCGAAAAGCCUGAUGAGUUUGAAUCUUCAAUCUCACAGGCUCUGUUGGAGUUGGAGAUGAACAGUGACCUGAAGGCACAGCUGAGGGAGUUGUACAUCUCUGGGGCCAAGAUGGAAACUUUUACAGCAGUCUACAAGAAACUGACUGGAAAGGAUGUUACCUUUGAAUUUCCAGAAUACGUACUGUAAAUGAGAUAGAAAAAAAAUGGAAGUUGAAAAAAAAAGUGUAAAAUAAAGACUUAUCAUUGAA
Molecule: messenger RNA, 329 nt
Organism: Lingula anatina
Lineage: Eukaryota; Metazoa; Brachiopoda; Lingulata; Lingulida; Lingulidae
Product: small ribosomal subunit protein eS7
Biological process (GO): translation; ribosomal small subunit biogenesis; rRNA processing
Cellular component (GO): cytosolic small ribosomal subunit; ribosome; 90S preribosome
Molecular function (GO): structural constituent of ribosome
Source: RefSeq, a predicted model, not a curated record